AUGGCAAGAUUAAUUUUCAUAGCAAUAGUCUGCUGUGUCGCGAAUACCAUAGCUCUUCCGUACCAACAGGCAACUACGAAAAACUCAUAUUCAUUCCCCUUCGUAUCACGUGCUGAGUGGGGAGCAAACCCUGCAAGCUCGACUAUAAAUCUUGCAAGACCAGUACCAUUGGUAGUGAUACAUCACACUGCCAUACCAGGAGAGUGCCGUACUAGGAGUGCUUGUAUAAACAGUAUGAGGUCCAUGCAAGUUGCACAUCAAAGUGGCAACGGGUGGUCUGAUAUUGGGUACAACUUCGCUGUGGGUGGUGACGGAGCGGUGUACGAGGGCAGGGGCUGGACAACGGUAGGCGCACAUGCUGUUUCGUUUAAUAACAGAAGUAUUGGUAUUGCUCUCAUUGGAAAUUUUGUUACGAGAAUUCCACCUGCAAAUCAAAUGCAAGUUUUAAAACGGUUAAUAGCCGAAGGCGUGCGACUUGGCCACAUUUCGCCAUCAUAUGGACUCAUAGGUCAUCGGCAAGUUUCUGCUACGGAGUGUCCUGGUACAGCAUUCUUCAACGAGCUCCGAAAAUGGGACAGAUUCCAGGCUACUCUUUGA
Arctia plantaginis is the source of this 597-nucleotide messenger RNA. NCBI's taxonomy places the organism in Eukaryota, Metazoa, Arthropoda, Insecta, Lepidoptera, Erebidae. The record is from the annotation of a GenBank genome assembly.